Molecule: messenger RNA, 1699 nt
Organism: Clunio marinus
Lineage: Eukaryota; Metazoa; Arthropoda; Insecta; Diptera; Chironomidae
Source: the annotation of a GenBank genome assembly
UUCAAACUAAGCAAAUGAAUUAAUAUUGAAUAUUCAAGAAGUUACCAUCGUCAAUAUCGAUGGUGCAGAAUCUUUUGUUUUCAUUUAAGGCUAUCGAUAGGUGUACAUGAAAAAAAAAAGUCGUAUUGUGUCAAAAAUAACUUAGAUUUAAGUAGAAUGGUGUUUUAGUUGAAAAUAGUUAGAGGAAUUGAACACGAAAUAUUUAAUUAUAUUGUGAAUUAAUCAUUUUACUUUUGUAAAUCUUCGAAAUUUUUUAUGAUUUUCAUUUACUUUGACCUUUAAUCUCGUCAACAUUAAUAAUGAAUAAAAGUCUUUGAAAUCGGAAGUGACGUGAGUCGUGAAGCAUUGAUAAAGGAACUAUGUCGUCGAAUCCUAAGGAACCAUCCAUUGACGAAGGGAAAUUGCAUAAUGAAAAGAAAAUUAAAGGCAAUUCGAAUAUUUUAAUACACUUGUCGUCAGGAGCCUUAGCUGGUGCCAUGGCAAAAACAUUCAUCGCACCUCUCGACCGUACAAAGAUUAAUUUUCAAAUCAAUAAGCACAUCAAAUACUCGUUUAAGAAUGCACUCGGCUUCAUUAAACGAACUUAUCGUAAGGAAGGAUUCUUCGCACUCUAUCGUGGCAAUACUGCAACACUUGCAAGAAUCAUUCCUUAUUCAGCAUGUCAAUUUGCUUCAUUCGAACAAUACAGAAAGCUUCUUGGUGUUGAUGAAGCGAAGGAUCCUCAUUUUCGAAGGUUCCUUGCUGGUUCCCUCGCUGGCAUAACUUCACAAGGUGUAACUUAUCCGUUAGAUCUAGCAAGAGCCCGAAUGGCAAUCACAGAUAAAUGUGGAUACAAGAACAUUUAUGAAGUCUUUUUAUCAAUUUAUACCAAAGAGAAUGGUACCAGAGCCCUUUAUCGUGGAUUUGUACCGACAGUUCUUGGAGUAAUUCCAUAUGCAGGAACUUCAUUUUUCACAUACGAAACGCUUAAGCAAAAAUAUUACGAAAUGACUGGUGAGAAGAAACCAAAUGCGAUGUAUUCACUUCUUUUUGGAGCAUGUGCUGGAAUUUGUGGUCAAACGAGCAGUUAUCCUUUAGAUAUUGUAAGAAGGAGAAUGCAAACUUCAGGUAUUGGCAAUUGCGAAAAAUACGAAACAAUCCGACAAACCUUGAAAAAAGUGUACACGGAAGAAGGAAUAAUUCGAGGUUUUUAUAAAGGAUUAUCAAUGAAUUGGGUGAAAGGUCCAAUCGCUGUAGGAAUUUCCUUUUCGUCGUAUGAUACAAUUAAGCAUUUCCUCCAUUCAAUAAGCUAUGGAUCGUGAAUCAUCAACAAUAUAAAUAAGUUAUAGGUCAAGGAAAACAUUUCAAUGCAAUUGAGAAGUGCCACUACUUAUCUAUCACGUUUAAACGACAUUCAAGGAUUCCUUUUGUAACAUCACAUAACACCUGUCGCUUUAAAAGCCUUUCGUAUACAAAAGCUUAAAAAUUUUCGAUGCCCCAAAACUUAUUUACAAGAAAAUUUGGUGCUAAAUGUCGUACACGAGAGAUGUGUUGUGUUCUAUUGGCUUUAUUAAAAAAUUUAUUGGAACUUUUAAGCGUAAGAACUUGUUUCUUGAGAUUGUACAAAAAUGUUUUUAAAAUUGUAUACCUAAUUGUAGGAAGAAAAUCAAAACUAUUUAGUAGAAAUUUGUUUAUUAAAAUUAAAGUUUUUUGUUUUUCA